UUCGAUAGAGCAGUUAUCGCUGAUUCGGCCCCACAAAUGUUUGCUGUGUGUGUCGUAUCUGGAUUUGUCCACUCGAUUUGUUCGUUCUCAUUAAAACCGAAUUCGUGCUCAAUAUGCAACAAGGGAAUUAUUGUUUCCUUGGAGAUGAUUUCUUUUUUGUGUACUGCCUUAGGGAGGCUAAAUAAAUUUAUGAUGUUUUUCAUUCGCAUUGAAUAUGCAGAACAUAAACAACUUUGAAACAGGCAAAAAGCAGAAUUGAAUUAAAUUGAGUUUACCCCGCCCCAAAAACUUAACACCCACAAAAUCGAUAUGCAAAUUAAGCUCUACGUUUGCUCCCUGCCAAUCUCUUUGACUUUUAUUCGGUUUUAUUUUUUGUUCUUUUGCGAUUUUUUCUCUUGGCAAUUGCCGCCAACCGGGGACAAAUAAAUCUGUGGUCCUCCUCCAAUAAAAAUAGACACAUUCACAGUUUCAAUUGCAACUAGGCGGCGGCUGCAAUUCCAAUUUUUUUCAGGCCCCCAAAAAGUCUGAGGCACACAUGCGAAAAGCAACGCGAAAAAAGAGGCCGCCACAUUUCAAUUGAAAAGUUUUAAUUGAGUUUUUGCAGCCAAUCGAAUAAUCAAAUCAAAACUCAUUACAAUAAAAGCGAAAAGGCGGGCGCGAGAAAGAAAUUAGUGCAAUUGAAUUAAGGCAAUAAGGCCAAUUAAGUUAUUAAACGAAUUAACGCAAUACACGACAAAAAAGUGCAAAAAUGUUUGGCUGCAUUUAUCAGCUGUGGGACUGGUUGGAGGCGCCGCCGCUCUUCACCGCCGGCACCAUGGACGCCAAGAAGCUGCAGCAGCUGCAGGAGGCAGCGAUCCUGGCGCAGCAGCAGAAGAAGCUGCCAUUGGCCUACCAGACGAAUCUCGUGGACUACCGAACGGCGGCCUACAGUCAGGCGCUGUACCAGCAGUCGCCCACGGCCACCAGUUCCAGCGGCGGAGGACCGCUCUCGCCGAUCGACAUGCAGCCGCAGUCGAAGCACCACAACCACAACCUGAUGAAGCACGGCGGUGGAACGUCCAGCAGUUCGCACAGUUCCCCGUACCACCAAUCGUAUUCGAGCAGCGGUGGCACGGCGGCAGGGGAGCAGCUGUAUCAGUCGCCCACGGAGCGAACCUAUCUGGCGGCGGCCGGAAGAUUGCAGGCCAGCAAUGCCAUCGCCGGACACCAUCCCAUUUCGGCGCUGCAGUCGCAGUACCAGCAAUUGCAGACCGCCAAAAUGCAGGCCCAGUUGGCCACCCAAAGCGAGGCUGCCCAGCAGCAGCAGCGGACAUUUGCCAUGAGACAGGCCAUGAACCCGCCCACAAAUCACUACCACAUGAGUCAGUCGCCCAGCAUGGUGUCCAAUAUGACCACAAUGACCCAACAGCAGCAGCAGCAGCAGCAGCAGCAUCAGCAACAGAGGGCUCCUCCAUCUUCGUUAAAUUUGCAAAAUCAAUACCAACCUGCUCAGGGUCCUUUGAAGUUGCAACAUCAGCAGCAGCAGCAACCUGUAAUGCCCAAACACUAUCAGGAACAAUUGUACGCCCAGCAGCAGCAGCUGCAACAGCAGUUGCAACAGCAACAGUUGCAGCAACAACAGCAACAGCAGCAGCAGCAGCAACAUCGUCACAAGAAUGACCUGCAAACGCCGGGCAGUGAACACGGCACCGUGUACAUCCAACAGAAUCAUCCCGGUCAUGUGGUGAACCAGGCAUGCCAGACCCAGAUAUCGACAGUCAAGCCCAAGGCCACGCCCAGUUCGGAGGAGUCGUCGUCGAACUCGGCCAAGAGUCCUACCCACGCACCGUUGGAUCGGAAGAAGAGCGCUGGAUCCAUACAGGCGCUGAAGUCACCCAUUACCAAGAGGCCACCCUCCACGCCGGUGACCUUGUCGGGUUGGCUGCACAAACAGGGCUCCGAUGGGCUGAAAGUGUGGCGCAAACGCUGGUUCGUCCUGGCCGAGUACUGCCUGUAUUACUACAAGGGACCCGAGGAGGAGAAACUCCUGGGCUCAGUGCUGCUGCCCUCAUAUCGCGUAUCCGCCUGUUUGCCCGAGGACAAGAUCUAUCGCAAGUUUGCCUUCAAGUGUGAGCAUCAGAAUAUGCGAACCUAUUGGCUGGCAGCGGAUAAUUCCGAAUCCAUGAUGCAAUGGGUGAGGGCUUUGGCAGCGGCCAGUUUGAUGCAGGCACCCAGCAGCGGGGAAUCGGAGCCAAGUGUGAAUUCCUCGCUGAAUCACAGUGGCGAGAACUCCGAUUCCGGUAUUCACACAUUGCAAUCGCAUCCUGGCAAGGGACAGCCAACGCCCUCGUCGGAAAAUGCGGGCAGCAGUGGCGGAGGCAGCGGACAACCCCUCUAUGCAAAUGCACCACCCAAACCGAGGCGCAUCAAUGAUGGUGGCUACUCCUCCCCAUCGCCCGAGCACAACGAACAGCAGCAGCAACAUCCUAGUCGCCGCCUCAUGUCGCCCACGCAGCAACUCUACCAGCAGCAGCAGCAACAACAACGAUCUCAGCAGCAACAACAGCAACAGCAACUGCAGCAACAUCAUGCCAUCUACGACACUCGAACGGGUCAUGUUUCCACCGCCUUGCAGUUGCAACAGGCUCAGCAGCAAUACUCACUGGAUCACCUGGAGGCACAGUUCCAGCAGCAACAGGUGGACAUGGAGGAGCAGAUCGCCAGGUUGCAGCAGCAACGGGCCGCCGAGGAGAUCUACGGCGAGCGGGAGAUGUACAUGGCCAAGCUGAUGCAGCAGCGGCAGGGUCCGAAUGGGGCAUACCCCACACAGCAGCAGUUGUUGCAGGCGGAGCGGCGAACUCCGGACGCAUACGGGCGGUCCAAGCAGCAGCGACUCUUUGCCGCCGCAGCCGCUGCAGCGGAUUACGAGGACAUCUACAACAUGUCGCAGUUGGCCGGGGGUGGCGGAGGAGCCAUGUCCGCCCAGGAGGCACUCCUCCAGGAGGCGGCCAGCUACCGACGACCGCUCAGUCCGCCCAGCUACGAUUCCACCAAGCACGUGCCGGCGAUGGCACAGCGGUACACACCCAAUCACUUGGAGGCCAGUGCCGCUGAUCAACUAAUCAAUACCAUGGACUUGCGUGCCCGCUCGGCGGCGGCCAUAGUGCGUCCCCACUCCGCGGACUUCCUGGAGUACGAGGCGCGUGCCGAGGCAGCUGCAGCCGCUGCCGCCGCGGCGGUGGCACAAAGUCAGCAGGAGAGUGGCCGUGCCCCGAGGCCCAAGUCCAGCUUGGACAUCAACCGAACGCCGGACAGCUUCUACUACUCGGAGGCCAGCUAUGCGGAGAAGAUGCGGAAGAGUGCCCUCUAUCUGCAGAGCGGUGGAUCCGGAGGAGGAGGUGGAGGAGCUGGGGCCGCUCAGCCGCAGCAGGCGGGCAGUUACCGCACCGCUGGGGGAGAUUUCAGUUCGGGAGUGAACACCAUUGGCUACGAGAAUCCCUACGAGCGGGCCUACAAGCGGCAGGAGCUUUUGGCCGAGGCACAGGCUCAGGGUGGAGCGGCCAGCAGCAUGCCGCGGAUGAGCCGUUCGGCCAGUCAAGGUCGUUCGGUGGCCUCGCAGCUGCAGUCGCCGCAGCAGGAGGACCUGCCACCCCUCAACGUUCAUCCGGGCUCCAUUUUCCCGCCCUCGAUGUCCACGCAGGAGAUUAUCAGCAAGAACGAACAGUUCCUGCGCUCCGCCAGUGCCCGUCUGCCCAAGAGAUCGGGUGGAAUGGACGAUGACUAUUCAGCCGGGAACUCCACCACCACUUCACCGACCUCGGGCGGAGCAGGUGCCUCCAGUUCGCCGCAGCACAAUCAGGAUGGCGAGCGGAAGCGAGAGGAGUCCAUGAAGCGUCUGCUUGAGUGGAAGCAACGCAUGUUGCAGUCACCUCUGACCCGCAAGGGCAUUCAACAGGGUGGCAGCAACAUGUCCGCCAUGUCCAAGCUGGGCAGCAAUCCGAACAUCCUGCUGGCAUCCACGGCGGUGGCCAGUGGAGCACGCUAUGCCCCCCAGGCAGGCAAAACGGGACUGGUGGGCAAUGGAAAUGGCAAUACUCCGGCGGUUGGGAAUGCAGCAUCGACCUCGGGAAUCCAACGAUCCCGAUCCGAGAGCCAAGCCAACAUGGGACCCGGCGGAGUGGUGUACAACAACUAUUCCUCGGACGACGAGGCUGGGCCUGUGGAUGAUAACUUGUAUAGUGCGACGGCAGGAAGGUCAUCGUCAAAAACAACAACGACAUCACAGGCAAUAGUAGCAACAACAACAGCGUUAGCAAUAACAAACUUUAGUAGUAGCAGAAAUUUAGAGAGUCCCAAGCCAACAGCAUCGUCAUCAUCAUCAUCAUCAUCACCUAAAGCCAGCAAUGCGAAAUUCCAACUAAAACCCAUUUUGAAAGUGCACGAAGCCAAUAAAACCCGCAUUAUUCAGGUGCAACCCAAACAGCCCGAAGAGCGGCUCAAACUCAGAUUGAAAUUGCCCAAGGCGAAUGAGCUGGACGAUGUUGAACUGGAGGAGGAAGAGGAGGAGGUGCCCAUUCCCAUUCCCAUUCUGCCAAAGAAAACAGCCCCCAAGUCGCCGCAGAAUGCAAAUUAUGUGCCUGUGUACAACAAUAAGCUGGUCAGCAACUAUGAAAACAUGGAGUUUGGCAAGCCAAUGGCCGAAGGCAAAACCCCAGAUAGCAAUGCAGCGAUUACCGAUCCCGAGGAGACGCCCAUGCUGAUGCAACUGAAGUUGUUUAAGGAGCAGCAGGAGCAGCAGCAGCAGCAGAACCAGCAGCAACAAGAAACGGAGGAGGACCUGACCCCCACAGCGGAAAGUAAGCCCAUUCCUGGGGAGGAGUAUUUGGAGGAAGAAAAAAGUGAGGAGCAUAGGGAAUCACAUGAGGAGGAACAUGAACCUGAGCUGGAGGACGAAGACGAAGACGAGGGCGAGGAAGAUGAGAGCACGGCCUGCGAGGAGUAUACCGACGAUGAUAUAGACGAAGCCCUGGCUCAGGAUGAUGAGGAUGAGGCUGUCGUUGGGGCAGCAGAAAAGGACCUGGAUGAGGAUAGAGAACUGCAGCAGAUAUAUGUCAACGAGCCCAUCACACCCACCGACCAGCAAUUCGACGAGAGUCACUAUCUGCCCAUGACGCCCAAGAAAGUGGAACUGGGUCAGCCAGGUGUCCUCACCCUCAUUUCCACACACGAAACCUUCGCCGAAGAGGAGGAGAACCACUAUGUGGAGAUGACCAAGGGGAUCGAGGACGAGGAUAGCAAGAGCAACUACGAGAUAAUGUGCCUGGCCAGCACUAGUGCGAGUGCCUUCAAAACCGCGACAAAAACAGAGCCCGUCUAUAUGGAAUUGGCAGGGGUUAAGAGUGCAGCCAACGAGGAAGCCCACUGCUCCUCGGGUCGUUCCACCCUGAAGAAGGGCAAGAAAUCGGGAGGUGAGACCCUCAAGAAGAAGACCAAAAAGCGGCAGGGUAAGGACAUGCCGGAUAUCCUUAAGCCAGCCAAGAGUGCACUGGCUCUGGCCAGCGAUAGUUCGGAUGCAGAUGAUGAGAGCAGCAGGCAGCAACUGGAGGCCAAGAAACUGCGCUCCAGAUCACGAUUCAGUUUGUCGGAUACCUUUAGGCCAGCUUCGUACUAUUUAGGCGCCUCUACGCCGCUGAACAAUUAUGCAGAGAGUUCGGACAGUGAGAUACUGCCACCACCUCCGAUUCCCGACUCACCACCUCCGAUGGAGGAGCUCAAAACGGAGGAGAUAUUCUCCUCCGAACACUAUGAUACGGUUAAGAGAAAGGAUAGCAAUGGUAAAGUGAACAUCUCGUAUGAGCAACUGCCCAAGAUGCAUGCCAGCAAUACUUCGCUGAAUUUGCCAAAGGCUGUUCCAAGUCCUACCCUAAAAAGUAGUCGUCUCUCCUUACCCGAUCACUUUACCAAGGUGCGAGCCACACCUCAGAGAUUACUGGUCACGGUCACGCCUCCACAGCAACAUCAUGCCCGCACUUUGUCCGAUUCCAACUAUAGUUGCCAGUUGACGGACAACAGCAGUUCCCGAACCUCCUCGGACUUGGAUCUAUAUCGACGAAGGGGCCAGCAGCAGCAGCGCUGCACCAGCAAUAAUUCCCUUCCCCUGAGCAGUGAAAAUGAGUCUGUGGAAUUCCGGCAGAGAUCCGACUCUGAAUUGGAUCGUCAGCGAUCGAGGAGACCACUUUCCCAGGAGUCCAUCAGUGAGAUCGAGUCGCUGAGCGAGCAGUUUGAGGAGACGUUGAGUAGCCAUGAACUGGACACCUACCUGAGUCACUUGCACCUGUCCACAGGACAAGCCACGCCCACCAGUCACCUGCUCAAUGAUGCCAAUGCAGCUGCAGGAGCCGAUAUCCUGACCAAUCUCAUCAAGCCACCGAAAACAUUCCGCAAUGCCGAGGACGAGGAGCAGCAUUUCUACGGCAAUAUACAUUUCAUCUCCUCCACGGAUUCCAUUCAGCAGUUGGGUGAAAGUGGAGCAGCUGCUCUACGGAUUAUACAUAGUCGGAAUAACAGCAAUAUAUCCACCCAGUCGGCUCCAUACUAUUAUUCCGAGCUACCAGCACCGCCGCCGUUGAACAAUCAGCGUGAUAUCCAUGCCCACGGCCUGAAUAUAGCCCACAUACACAACCCCAUCGACCGGCAUCAGUUCAAUGUGGAUGCGCUGGUGGAGAAGGAUCAGGCCAUCGACAGCAAGAACAUCUACUGCGGGCAGAAGGAUAACAACGAGAAGCUGAGCAACAAGAAGCUCAAGCUGAACAACAACAGGCAGCUGGUGGAAUCGGUGGAGCUGCCGGAGAGCAGCGGUAGUGGUGGUGCACUAAGUCCGGUGGUCCAUUCAUAUCCAUUCACAACUACUAAAAACACAAAUCUCGCUCGUAAGACGAUUGGUGGUAGCGUCCCGUCGGAUGAUGGAACCCCUAACGAUGGUGCUGGUGAAAAUUCGGAGGAGGCAGUCGUCGGCAAGACCCCGUCGAAUAAUGUCCAUCCCAACCUCUCAGUUCUAGGUGGCGAGUUGCUCUGGGAGGAGGAUGCGCUGUGGCGGGAGAGUCUGCGCCGGGUGUCGCAGAGGCAUGCGAGAUCCCUGGACGAUCUGGACAGGAUCACGACGGUGACAGCGUCGCCCGCUGUCACCAGCACGCCCAAGGUCAAGUUGAGUCGCGAGGUGACCUAUGUGAAUGACAGCCAGAAGCCCCGCCAGCAUCCAGUGAGCAAUGAGCACGAUGUCUAUGUGCAAUUGUUGGACAGCUCCUCGCUCAGCCAGGACCAAACGGAUUCCGAUGUCUACGAAGUGCUGCGCGAGGACACUGCCUCGAAUCUGUCGCAUAAAUCCAACGAGCUGGAUCGCGAGACCAUCCGCCAGUGGGAUGCCAUGUCCAGUGGCCUAAUGAAGAGCCACCACAGCGGCACGGAAACCACAGGGACGACAGCGACAGGAGCAGGUGCUGCAGCUCCUCACCUGCCCCUCACCAGCAGUGUGCGCUCCAUCGUCCAUCAGCUGAACAAUAGUGCCACCGAGGAUGCCAAUGGCAAUCCCAUGGCGACAGCCUCGAUUUCGGUGCGCAAUGUGAACAAUUUGCCGGUGGGAAAUCUGACGGUCAAGCCGGAUCCCUCGGAUGUCCAGCAGGAGUCGGCCUUUGCACCGUAUUACGGCGGAGCGGCGGAGACGAAGUACGCCAAGAACACCGUGCUCACGGAUCGCGGACUCUACGCCGGAAACGGAGGCGGACUGGCCACAUCCACGCCCCAAAAUCAUCAGCAAUUCCGGAUGCGCCGCACCGGAAGUAGGGCGGAAAUCGAUAUGCUGGAGCGCGAGACGAGCAGCCAGAUCAGGAAUCGCCUGCGAAGUGCCGAGGGUUUGACUAGAGCCGAAAGCAUCCAGCGAUUGGACUACUUGAAGCAGCACCUUUUGGAUUUGGAACGGCAUUACGAGAAGAGCAAGCCGCUGGUCAAUCUGGUGGACAACAUGGUCAAACUGGGAUCGCUGUACCGAAACGAUGCCAAUGGCAGAGUCCAACCAGCCACUCUGGAUCGCCUGGAGUUCAAUCAGCGGAUGCAGGAGCGUCAAAUGCUCCAGGAGGAGCAGCAGCAGUGGGAGCGCCUCAGUCCCAAUCAGGCUGAGUUACAGGCCAAGGUGCGUGAGCUCUACCAACUGGAUCAGUUGCUGCAGGAGGAGUCAGGCAUUCUGCAGAGUCUGCAGCGCGACAAGGAGGACCUCGAGCGUGCCUUGGGAGGAUUGAGGGCCCGCAUCCACGACAGCAAUGCCACGCCCAUGGCCCUGGAGGCGGCCAAGAAGCAGCAGCACAUCCUGGAACGCGAAUUGUCGCGGGUCCAUCAGCUGCUGGCCGAGAACUCAAAGAAACUGGAGCAGACAGUGGCGGGAAAUGCUCGCCUGGAGCAGGAGCUCCUCCUCCUCCGCCAGAAGGUGCAGGCCACCCGAGGAGCGACCACCAAUGGAAUGGGUGGCGAUGGCUCCCACGUCAAUGGAGAUCAGACUGCCGCCGUUUUGGCCUCGGAACUGGAGCGUGUGCAAUCCCUGGUGGGCGAUAUGCAAAGACAGCGUCACGAACUCAGCUCUGCUGUUCGCCAGCUGACGGAAAACUCGACCAGGUUGUACCAGGAGAUUGGCAACAAGGAGAUGAACGGCGGCGGGUCCACCAAUGGCAGUCUGAAGAAGCGCAGCAACUCCACCAGUUGGACGGAAACCGAUCUGGAUGCCAAUAUGAUGCGAUGCGGAAGUCGCCAGCAGCUGAAUGACUCCACUUUGAACCUAUCCACGCCCCUCUAUGUGGACACGAACAGCUCGACCAAGUUGAGUGACUACAAUCGAUAUAAUGGCGGUGGGAGCAGCGAUGCCCUGGAGAUGAGUGGAGUCGAUAGCGAUGGCUUCCUGGACAGCAAUCCAUUCGCCCUUGGCCUGGAGAAACAGGAGAUCAAGACGGUGAGGAUUGUGAAACGGGAAUCGGAACGCAGAAAUCGCGAUCGCAGUGAAAGGGGUCUGAGCAGCUCCAUCCAGAAUCUGGAUCAGGUCUUGGAGGAGGAGCAGUAUGCCCAGCAGCAGAGGGAACAGCAGCAGCAGCUGUACGCCCAGAACUUGGAGGAGCAAAUGAGCAAUGGCCACCACAGUCGCUCCAAGUCGCUGCCCCGAAACUACAGUGAGCCCCCGAAACAGAGACACAGUCGCCAUCUAAAUGGCAAGCAGAAUGGUCACCACUACAAUGGUGGCUACGACUACGAUCGGAACAGCAACUAUGAGCACCAGCCACCGCCACCACCGGCACCGCAGAGCAAUGGACAUGGUCACCAUCAUCACUCGCAAAGGGAGCAGCGGGAGCACCUCAAUCCCCUGGCCAAUGCCUAUUUCGCAAAGCAGCUACAGCAGCAGGUGAAUCCAUCGAGGGACAGUGCCCGCGUGGCUCUGAGGACCAAGACGGACUCGCUGCAGAGCCUCAAUAAGAGCCUCACGGACAUCAGUCCGGAGCCAGUGUUCCAGAGCGUGGCUGCCCGCCAGAUCAUCAACGAAAUGUCCGCCGGUUCGGCAUCGGAGGACACCGAGAAGGUGGUGGAGAAGGUGCCACCGCACCACAAACAUCGCAGGGCGGUGCCAAGGGAGAAGAGGCGACACUACACUGCGCCAAACAAUGUCAACCAGAAGGCCAUGGAGAAGGUGCAGGCCGAAAACGAUAUGAAUCGAAAUAACACAAACUGGCGAGCUCGUGACGAUCUGGACAUGGAGGUGGCCCUGAGACCUCGAAUGAAUGCCCCCGAUGUGGUUCGUUCUGCUUUGGGACAGGGGGAAAAGAUUUCGGAGAAUACCAUUGACAACUUGCUGCUGGCACCGAACAAAAUAGUCAUACCCGAGCGUUACAUACCAGAAACAACGCCGGAACUGUCGCCGGAGGAGAAGAAGCGUCGUCAGGAGAAGGUGGAGUCCAUUAAGAAAAUGCUGUCUGAGGCGCCCAUUAGCAGCAAUGAGAAUGAGAGCCUGCCGCCGAGCAAAAUCACCGCCGAGAAGAAGCAGCGCGAACAUCUGCUGCAACUCAACCAAAUCCUGGCCCAGCAGGUGAUGCAGGUCAGCAAGAUUGUGGCCGGAAAUCCCACUAGUCACAACUAAUCCGAAAGUAGCCUGUCGAGUUGUUUCCGUUCACCUUUUGUGUUUACCCUUGCAUUGCAUUUACCUUUUGUUCACGUUGUGUUUUGCAAAUCGAUAACUGAAAGGGUUUUGCAUCACGAUUCGCGAUAAAUUCAAUUUGUUGUUCGAAACAUACCAAACAUACAAAUAUGCAUACCUAGUACGUUACACCUAAGUAUACAGUAACUACAGCAAUAACAGCAAACAAGAACACACGCGAAGUUGAGAUUUACAGCAUGCUAGACUCACAAAAACAACUCACUCCAAACAAAACGCAACAAUUCACAACAAAAAUACUAAAAAUACAAUAAAAAAAAGAAAAAAACAACAACAAGAAUAAACAGCAACGCAAUAGCAACAAGAACAAGUACAACUACAACAAGCACAAGAACAACAACAACAGAUAUACGAUUGCGUAAGUCCAG
This is a messenger RNA of Drosophila rhopaloa, 10587 nucleotides long. RefSeq lists its product as uncharacterized. Lineage: Eukaryota; Metazoa; Arthropoda; Insecta; Diptera; Drosophilidae. The record is from RefSeq and is a predicted model, not a curated record.